Lymnaea stagnalis (great pond snail) is the source of this 3374-nucleotide messenger RNA. NCBI's taxonomy places the organism in Eukaryota, Metazoa, Mollusca, Gastropoda, Lymnaeidae. The record is from the annotation of a GenBank genome assembly.
AAUUUCAUUUGUUUUAGCUUCUUCUGGACAUUGAAGUUUGAUUAACAUAAGCUAUCUAUUUGGUUGUGACAUAUGAUUCCAAAUAAACAUCUGUCUGGUUGUGACAACUGAUUGCAAUUAAGUAUCAUUCAGUCUGUGACAUUUCAUUGCCAAUAACUAUUUGGUUGUUAUAUUUGUUUGCUAAUAACCAUCUGUCUGCUUUUUAUUGUUCACUGAAUUGAUCGAUCAACCGUCUAUUGAACAUCAUGUGGAUCGAAUUGACUUUCGUAUUGGCGCUGACGUUGUCCAGUUUACCCCAGAUCUUGACCGGGCCCACGUCGUUGUCCAGUGUCAAGGCCCUGACAAGGGCGUCCAACCAGUUUUCCCAAAAGCUGUACGCCCAAGUGGCACUGAACCGAUCUAUAUCUGUGUACUCUCCCUUCAGCCUUCACGCUUGCUUGAGCAUGGCCUACCUUGGGGCUAGGACGUCAACCGCUGACCAAAUGAAGAGGACCCUCCAGGUAAGACUGUAUACACUCGACUGACCUGUACACGGUCAAGUAUAUUUCUUCACAUAAACUCCCCACAUUAAAUAUUCUCAAAAAUCAUUUCGCAUCAUAAGUAAUAUUUAUUUAUGAUAGUAAUCUGAAGAGUCAUAAGUAAUCUGAGGAAAUCACAAGUUAUCUGAUAUAAUCAUAAGCAGUCUGAGAUAAUCAUAAAAUAUCUGAGAUACUCAUAAGUAAUAUGAGAUAAGCAUAAGUAAUCUGAAAUAAUCAUAAGAUGUCAGAGAUUAUAAUAAUUUAUCUCAACAAAUCAUAAGUACCAUGAAAUAAUCAUAAGUUAUCUGUGAUUAUCAUAAGUUAUUUGAGAAAAUCAUAAGUUAUCUGAGAUAAGCAUGUGAUAAAUUUAGCAUCAAGAGCCAGUGCAAGCACUUUAAACAUAAAUGUUGCACAUGCAUACCUUUGUGUUUGUGGCGAAAAGUUAAAUGUUGUUUUUUUGUUUAAUAAACACAUUUUAUGUAAAUGAAAUUAUUGUUAACCUAUACACAUCUGUACUUUCUUAUACAACUCGCUACAAUCACUGACUGGUUGCCGAAUCAAAAAGUCACUAUAUACAAAAAGUCGUGAAUGUAUAGCAGGUCUUUUCAAAUGCUAAUUGUUUCACUAAUUCUUCUCUCCAAACAUUAAUUGUAUGCUCCGUUUCUUGUCCCACCAAAUACUAGCUGCCGCACAUUUAAUUUCCACAAACUACUAGUUGUCCCACAAAUAAAUCACACAACCUACUGGUUUCCCCACAAAUGCUUCACUACGAAAUUAAAGCCCUAUUAAUUAGUCCAUACAAAUAUUCUUUCAAGUUAAUUUUCAAUCCAAAUAAUAUUUGCCCCAUUAAAAAUUCCAAAUAAAGACUACUUACCGUAUUAAUUAAUUCCCACCAAACUCUAGUUUCCCUCUAAAUAAGUCCCACUAAACACAAGUAGCCCUCUAGAUAAGUCCCACCAAACACAAGUUACCCAUAUUUAAUAACUUUCUCCGAACAUUGGUAGCCGACCUACUAAAUCAUACCAAAUCAUAGUUUUCUCAUUAAUGUUUCCCUCUAAAAAACUAGCUACGCAUAAUUCUAUUAUCUCAGAACAUUGCGUGCACAAGAUGUAAUUCCUUUUAAACACUAUUCAAUAUACUCAUUUACGUGAAACAAAUGUCAAUUUCAUUCUUCCCUUCUCAGUUGAUCAGAGUAGCUGCCCCACAUGCCGCUUACAAAGACCUUAUAAAAAGUCUCAACGCAGUACCACGUGUAAAUGUCCUGAUCGCCAAUGGCAUUUGGGUCAAUCCAAAUUAUCCAGUCAAAAUGCAGUAUCAAGUAAGCUUAUCAGUAUUUGUUGCUUAUAUGGUGUCUAAGAAAAUAAACUUUUUUCUUCAUUUUUUUGUUAUAAAUGAUAUUUUUCAUUCAAUAUGUGUUCCUUUUUUUUUAAAUAGUUACUUUUGUGUUGUUAAGUGUGACAUAAUUUUUCUCCCAUGUUUGUCCCAGAACGUGAUAGUGAGACAGUACUUUGCUGAGAUCGACACCAUCGACCUUACUGCUGCAGGCGGGCCCGAGACGCCAAUCAACUCAUUCGUCGCUGAAAAAACUUACAACAAAAUCCCGGAUAUGCUGGGACCGGACUCCAUCACGAACGACACCUCCAGCGUGUUGGUCAGUGUCCUGUUAUUCAACGCGACUUGGAACACCCCGUUCGACGAAAGUCUAACCACCAAGGGAGACUUCACCAGGGCGGACGGGCUCAACGUCCAGGUCGACCUCAUGCACCAGACGACCGACCUUGAAUUCAAGCAGUCGGCCGUUGAGAACGUCGACGUGGUGAGGCUGCCGUUCGCCAACCAGAGGUUGGCGUUUUUCGUGGCGCUGCCACAAACGAAUUCGGGGUUGUCCGCUCUUGAAACCAUGAUGGCCUCAGAAAACACAGACAUCGAUGUUUUAUUCACGGGGAUGUCAAAGGUCAAGGUUCAUCUCUAUCUUCCCAGGUUUCGAAUUUUAGCUUCGAUGAGCUUGAAAAACGCAUUGUCGAAGAUGGGGAUGCCGAACGCGUUCCAACCCGUGGCCAAUUUCUCCGGCAUCUCCGUGGAGCCGUUGGUGAUCAGUGAUGUAUUUCAGAGAGCGGUAUUCGAAAUAAGAGAAUCAGGCACAGCUGCAGCGGCCGUGGCCUCAUCAAGUCUGAACGCGGUCACGUCACUUCACGUCACCGACCCUCCGAUUGUGGUUAGAGUGGACCACCAGUUUAUGUUUUUUGUAAGAGACGAUUUGUCAAACCAGAUUCUAUUCCAGGGCCAUGUGUCUGACCCGAGCGUAAGUAACCUUGACAUUCAAUAGUUCUCUGCAUUAAAAAAAAAUGAUCCUUAGGAAAGUCUGAAAAAAGAGGGGGGUGGGUAAUUUUAAUGGUUUGUUAACAGCUACCGGGAACACCAACCUAUUGAAACCACUGAGUAUGUGCCAAAAUGACGUGUACAAGAAAAGACGCAUGAUUACGAUAGAUGUCAAGUCACUAGUAAUCACUCCAUGUUGAGUUCGUUUAACUGUUGCACUGACCAGAUGCACUAUUUAGAGGAAAAAACCUAUAGCAAAAUAGGAAUGCACCGUUAAACUAACACAUUUUUUUUAAAAAUAACUUAUUAGCUUUCAUUAUCACCAAGACUUUCCUUUUGACAUGACUCGGGGCAAUUUACAUUCGUUUGCCGACCACCAAGAUUUGUGCUGGUGACGUUCCUGGUUACAAUUGUGUACAUAUGAUAUCUUCAUUACAUGUUUUAAUCUUUUAAUUUUCACAAAACUUGACUUGAUGUAAUUUAUUAAAUAGUUUCUGAUUAAUUAAAUUGGAUACAAAAUUAAAUGUAUUCUUACGA